Molecule: messenger RNA, 559 nt
Organism: Helianthus annuus (common sunflower)
Lineage: Eukaryota; Viridiplantae; Streptophyta; Magnoliopsida; Asterales; Asteraceae
Exons: 3
Coding region: 94-333 (79 amino acids)
Source: RefSeq, a predicted model, not a curated record
CUCAUGAAAGCCACUAUCUCUAAUCUCUUCCUCAAUAUAUAAGCAGCUUCCCAUCUCCCCUUUUUGUUCCAUCUUGAACCAAAACCAGUACCCAUGGCUCUUUCUACCAAAACCACUCUUCUCAUUUCACUUAUAUUGAUUGUUUACAUAUUUCCAGUGAUUGGCAGCACUAGUGAUGCAGACCAUGCUUGCUCUCCCCACAAGGGUCAGUUUAGGAUGCACGCGAGAAAGCUUUCAAUGCUUGACGCGAUGUUAGACUACGAUGACGCAGGAGCAAAUCCUAAGCAUGAGAGGAAGGGGAAGCCGGGUGGUAGCGGAGGAAGAAACCCAUGACAGAUCGAGUUUAUAAACUCAAGGGUAUCACAAAGGGCGUUUUGAUUCUCGAUCACAAAACUAUUUUAUAAGUAUUUAUUUGUCUUUGUUACGUAUUAACGUUUUAGAUGUCUAUGUGAGCAACAUUAACCUAAAGGAGUUAAUAGGGUGUGUAUCUCUGCAACAAGUGUCUUACUCUACGUUGGUUACAACUAUAAGAAUAAAUCAAUUUUUUUUAGUUUAUUUA